Messenger RNA from Sceloporus undulatus (fence lizard), 2863 nucleotides. RefSeq names its product protein bassoon-like. Gene Ontology annotation, biological process: protein localization to synapse; presynaptic active zone assembly. Lineage: Eukaryota; Metazoa; Chordata; Lepidosauria; Squamata; Phrynosomatidae. Gene Ontology annotation, molecular function: metal ion binding; structural constituent of presynaptic active zone. Gene Ontology annotation, cellular component: cytoskeleton of presynaptic active zone; axon; GABA-ergic synapse. The record is from RefSeq and is a predicted model, not a curated record. Bases 428 to 1930 code for a protein of 500 amino acids. The transcript has 5 exons.
GGGAGUGAUAGAGAGACUGUGUAUGUGUCUGUGCGUCUCAGCUUGAGGGGGGGGGCCCUGGCGCGGCCAGAGAGAGGCGCUUUUCACUUCCCAGCGGUGGGAAGUGCUAGGUUGUGAUUGGUCAGCCUAGCCUAGCGCGCGCCCCUCUUUCGGAAAGGGAGGCAGAACGAAGAGGAGGAGGAGGAGAAGGUCGAUGGCUGAGUAUUCUCAGGCACGCGCACGCACGCUGUGUGGCUCGCGCCCGCCCGCGCGCCCACUUCCCCCAGGAGUGCGCAUGCCCAGUGCGGAGAUGGGGGGCAGGCAGCGCGAUGGUGGAGCGAGGCUGCUGAUGGCGGCGCUGCGCUGAGCAGGAGGAGGAGGAGGAGGCUGAAGGAGCCCGUCGCCACCCCGGCUGCCCCCGCCGCCUCCACCGCCUCCACCGCCCGCCAUGGGCAACGAGGCCAGCCUGGAGGGCGGGGGAGCCGAGGGGCAGCUGCCCUUAGGCCCCUCCGCCGCAGCCUCCGCCGCCUCGCCCGGGACCGCCAAGCCUCCUUCAGCACCAGGCAUCGGAGGACAGCUCCCAGCAGGAAGGGCUCCCUCCACCGCCGCCUCCGCUCAGCAGCCGCCCGGACCCUCCUCCAGCACACCAAGAAGACCAGAUCAAUCAGACCCUUCCUUUGGACAGAGAGCAGCUUCUCCAUCCCUGAAGCAGGCUGUUCAGACCAGUGAAAGCACAAGAGAGAUAAGAAGCCAUGGGCAGCCUCCACAACAGGCUGAUGGGCCCAGAAGAACUCUCCAAGUGGAUAGCAGGGACCAGAGACCAGGACGUUCACCAUCUGCAUCACCCGACCGAGGCAGCACCCCUACCUCACCAUAUUCUGUCCCGCAGAUUGCACCCCUUCCUAGUAGCACUCUGUGUCCUAUAUGCAAGACAACAGAACUCACCUCUUCUCCUAACCAGCCAAACUUCAAUACCUGUACACAGUGUCACAACAAGGUCUGCAAUCAAUGUGGAUUCAACCCCAAUCCCCACCUAACUGAGGUGCAAGAAUGGUUAUGUUUAAACUGCCAGAUGCAGAGAGCUUUGGGGAUGGACAUGACCACUGCACCCCGCUCCAAAAGCCAGCAGCAGCUUCACUCCCCUUCCCUUUCGCCAUCUCAUUCCCCAGCCAAACAGCCACCAACACAGCCCCAAGUAGCCCCAGGACUGGAGAAACAACCAGGAGCUAUGCAGCUGGGCCCCAGGCCAGGUGCUGGUGUCAUGCAGCCGGAGACCCCCAAACCAUCCCCAGCUUCAGCACAGAGGGAACAACACAGCCAAGUCCAGCCAAAACCUGCUGCUCCUCAGGAAGCGGUGAGGUCUUCCCCGCAGCAUCAGCAAGCAAAGCCUUCAUCCACUGAUCAGAGAAAGACUGUGGGAGACUCCCCAGCUAAGACUCCAGCUCCAGCCCCUGGCACGGGGGUACAAGAGCAACCCCAAGAGGGCCUCACUGGGAAACUCUUUGGAUUUGGGGCUUCUCUCUUGACUCAAGCAAGCACACUUAUGUCUGUUCAGCCAGAGGCCACCCCACCGAGUCAACAAUCCCCUGGCAAAGUGCCUCCAAAAAUUGUCUUCAGUGAUGCCAGCAAAGAAGCUGGCCCAAAAGCCCCAGGCGCUGCACCUGGAAUGCAGGGUAAGGCUGGAACUGUCCCAGCUGCAAAGCAAGUGAAAGCAGAACAAGUAACCAAGCCAAAGGAAGUGCCGAAAGAAAGGGUCUUGUGCCCCCUCUGCAAAGCGCAGCUCAAUGUGGGCUCUGGGGAACCCUCCAACUAUAAUACUUGUACAUCCUGUAAGCAGCAGGUCUGCAACAUGUGUGGAUUCAACCCAACACCUCAUCUGGUGGAGAUAUAUAUAUUAUGCAAAAUUUGUGUGCUUCGAUAUAAACCACAGUUCAUCAAUUCCACACAAUGAACACAACACCUCAAGUGUGAAGACCUGAAGAACUUCAGUAGCCCAUCUUAAAUAGUAACUGGAGAGAUUACCAACUUCAUCACUGAAAGGGAAUUAGCCUAUCCAGUUUGACCCUUGAAACUGCACUGCUCAGUUAUAGUGAUAAGUAUUCAACACGUCUGCUGGUAUUUCUGCUUUGCUGCUACAAUUGUACUCUGCAGUAGAUGUUCUUGACUGACAUUGAUAAAAUUGAAGAAUUUAGAAAGUGCAUUGUUGAUGACCCACUUAUUUUUCAUUUACUGAAAAAUAGAAUAAAAUAAGUUAGGCUUGACAUAUAGGGUACGUUUCCAGUAUACAAAGAAAGAGGCAGCUAUUACUGAGAUUAACAAAUUCAUUAUUUGACAAGAUCAUUAAAUAAUUCAAACACACAUCUCAAAAUCAUUUGUGCUUCAGGUGUAAGAAAGGCUCACCAAUUCACCUUUGACAGUCUCCAGAUAAAAUCAACAUGUUAUUGGCUGAUUUAGGAACAGUAACAAAAAGUCAUUCAUGCUUCAACAGUAAUGUAUACUCCAAUUUAUCAAAAGAGCACUUAACAAGUUAAUUAGCUGAUUCAAAAAGAGUAGCUGGUUUAUUCAAGAAGAGUACAACACUCUGUAGGUCAUCAAAAGGGCAUAGCUGCAGAACAGGUAGAUUAACACAUUCUACUCUAGUACCAAUUUCGUAGAUCUAGUUGUUAGACAGUUUAGAGAACAAUGAUGUCUGUCUCUCAGGCCUUAGAUUCCCCAGGGAAUUACUGGAUGGACUCCCAUGGCUAAACAAGCUAAAGGAAAAGGACAGCUAGCAAGUCUGGAGUUCUUGAAGAAGGAGUUGCAAAAAGCACAAUCACAAAUAAUCCCAUGAAAAAUGAAACAUGGGAAACAUCUGAAAAAGUCAAUUUGGCUGCACAGCAAAUGU